AUGAGAAACGAAACGGUCAACGGCACCAGUACGAGCGAUGCCAUUUUGGUUGAUCCAUAUCGUUAUAACUGGACCAUUCUGGAAGAUGGGUUUUGUACCACCAUGCAUCCAAAUCUGGCAGCCAUCAUUGUUAUUCAUUCGGCUACAGAUCAUUUUGAACGUCGUUGCAUCUUGCGUCAAAUGUAUGGCAAGGCUUUUUAUGAGCAGGUAAAAAUUUUUUGUAAUCAGCCAAUGCUCUUAUGGAUCUUCUUUUAUAUCUAA
Molecule: messenger RNA, 261 nt
Organism: Gongylonema pulchrum
Lineage: Eukaryota; Metazoa; Nematoda; Chromadorea; Rhabditida; Gongylonematidae
Source: the annotation of a GenBank genome assembly